CGCGAGAUCAGAGGCUUAUAAAAGCGGUGCCGGGCGCACCACCCUCGCCUUCUCCAGUGCGUCCUCACGUGUUCCUGUUUUCUCCGAACUAGUCCGCGGAGCCUAGCUGUUACUGUCAACAUGGCGGCGGGAAAUGCCAAGAUUGGGUACCCAGCCCCCAAUUUCAGAGCUACAGCUGUUAUGCCAGAUCGGCAGUUCAAAGACAUCAGCCUUUCCGACUACAAAGGAAAAUACGUUGUGUUGUUCUUCUACCCCUUGGACUUCACAUUUGUGUGCCCCACGGAGAUUAUUGCAUUCAGUGAUCGAGCUGAAGAAUUUAAGAAACUCAACUGCCAAGUAAUUGGUGCUUCUGUGGAUUCACACUUCUGUCACCUUGCCUGGGUCAACACGGUCAAGAAGAAUGGUGGACUGGGAGCUGUGAAUAUCCCAUUGAUGUCUGACCCCAAACGAACCAUUGCUCAAGAUUAUGGCGUCUUAAAGGCAGAUGAGGGAAUUUCAUUCAGGGGUCUCUUCAUCAUUGAUGACAAAGGGGUCCUUCGCCAGAUCACCAUCAAUGACCUGCCUGUGGGCCGCUCUGUAGAUGAAACUCUGCGGCUUGUCCAGGCCUUCCAGUUCACAGACAAGCAUGGUGAAGUGUGCCCUGCUGGCUGGAAACCGGGGAGUGAAACCAUCAAGCCCGAUGUUCAGGGGAGUAAGGAAUACUUCUCCAAGCAGAACUGAGCUGCUCUCUGCUGCUGUGGAUGUCUCUCUCCCCCCCCCCCAUAGGGUCUGCCAGCUCACUAGCCACCGUCUGCUGGACAAACAUGCUUGAUCUUCCCCAAGCUUCCAGCUAGAAGGCCUUCACAGAGGGAGUCCACACAGGGUGGGCUAGCUGGGCAUGCUCUGUCCCCAUGGGGCCUGGCUCAUUCAGCUCAUUCCUCCCUCCCUCAGGGCAGCAGCUAGCUGGCUGAGCCUGCUGGGUCUUUCUCACUCCUGAUGACUAAGUACUGUGUUGAUGACCAAGUGCUGUGUUCACAGUGUUUGUACCAGAGUCACUCCUUUGGGCUUGAGCCCAUCUGAUGUUUUGUAGCUCUAUUAAACUUGUCCUAAGGAAAAAAAA
Molecule: messenger RNA, 1099 nt
Organism: Phascolarctos cinereus (koala)
Lineage: Eukaryota; Metazoa; Chordata; Mammalia; Diprotodontia; Phascolarctidae
Gene: PRDX1
Product: peroxiredoxin 1
Biological process (GO): leukocyte activation; cell redox homeostasis; hydrogen peroxide catabolic process
Cellular component (GO): cytosol
Molecular function (GO): thioredoxin peroxidase activity
Source: RefSeq, a predicted model, not a curated record